AUGUGGCAAAUAACUGCAGUCAUCGAGCUGAGCCUAGUGUUUCUGGCUUCAGGUCAACACACAACGCCGAUUGUCAACAUCCAAGGGCUAGGAUCCGUGCAGGGUUCAAUAGGUCAAACUGCUUGGCGGAACAAAAUAAUUUACCAAUUUCAGGCGAUUCCAUACGUUGAACCUCCAACGGGAAACCGUAGGUUUCAGCCUCCGAUAAAGAAGAUCGCAUGGACUGGCAUACUUGACGCAUCGAAACCGGGGAUCCACUGCCCCCAGCUAACCGGAAACGAUAACGGAAAUGUUGACAAUGAGGAUUGCCUGACCUUAUCAGUGUAUUCGGCUGAUCUGGAUGCAGUUCGACCCGUAUUGGUGUUCAUCCCCGGUGGAUGGUUCCAUCAGGGCGGAGCCAGUCACCACACUCCGAAAUUUCUAUUAGAAGCUAACAUUGUUUUAGUAGUGAUUCAAUCCCGCCUCGGUCCCUUAGGGUUCCUCUCCACUUUGAGCGAAAAAAUUCCGGGAAACGUAGGAAUUCUGGAUGCUGUCGCCGCCCUAGAAUGGACACAGCAGUAUAUCAGCCACUUUGGAGGUGAUGCCAGUAAGGUCACAAUCUACGGUCAGUCGGCAGGCGCAGCAGCCGUUUCAGCAAUGCUUCACAGUCCUUUGGUGCAGAAUCGACCCACGCGUCUGUUUCGGAGUGCAAUCCUGCAGUCCGGUUCCAUUUUCAGUCCAUGGGCAUUGUGUGAAACUCCCGUUGAAUCAGCACUGGAUAUUGCCAGUCGCCUAGGGUGCACCAACAUCGGUACAAUGGAAGAUUGUCUCAUGCGAGUGCCGGUUCGGAGUCUUCUCACUGCAUUCGACGCUCAUCGUAAUGAAACGAUCAUACGCCGGGGUUAUCCUUAUGUAGGCGGUACAAGCGUUGUCGUUGGAGGUCCCUCGGGACUGUUCCCGAAGCAUCCCAGACACUACCUUUGGAAUGCGUCUGCAGCAAUAGCGCUCAUGGGAGGGACCACUUCGCAGGAUGGGCUGUUUUUGCUGAACGAAAUUUGCCGUUUGCAACCGGGGCUGCCGGAAUCUUUGAAUGAUUCAUCAAGCUUGCUGUCAUUUAUUAGGCUACUGCACGAGAAAUUCGGGCAGACAAAACUGGAUGGUGUUUUAGAGGGAAACAACAUUCUGGAGCAUUUCAGUUUGGCACAGAUUGACCAGGCUAGGUGGAAUGAUCUGGUUUUGGGUUUCGUUGAUAUUUGUGGUAAUCACGGCAUAAAAGGUCCAGUGCUGACGGACAUUCAUGCAUUUUCCGAGGUGAAUCCAGCCAAUGUCUACCUUUACAGUUUUGAUUACUUCAAACAGGGACAAAAGAAAAGCCUAAGUUUUCUAUUUCCUUAUGAAGGGGCAGUUGAUCAUAGUGAUGAUUUGAGGCUCAUAUUUCCGACUGAAGAACUGAAUCAAGAAGAAACCAAACUAGCGAAGACGAUUGUGCGGCUGUGGACUUCGUUCGUCAUCAAUGGAGUUCCGAUAGCGAAAGAUGUUUCCUAUUGGCCACCGGCAAACAGAUUAUAUGGACCGUAUCUUAAAAUUGACAAAGAAAGCAAACAAAAUAGUUACUAUCUUAAAGAAUUUUCGGCCACAAGCACAAGAUUGGGUCAGUCCAGUUCCGGAUGUGGACGAUACACGGGGUCUACAAUUCUAUUGCUACUGAUUCUAUUUGUACGAGCAUUUGUUUAA
Molecule: messenger RNA, 1713 nt
Organism: Sabethes cyaneus
Lineage: Eukaryota; Metazoa; Arthropoda; Insecta; Diptera; Culicidae
Product: glutactin-like
Exons: 5
Coding region: 1-1713 (570 amino acids)
Source: RefSeq, a predicted model, not a curated record